Messenger RNA from Mercenaria mercenaria, 1377 nucleotides. RefSeq lists its product as uncharacterized. The record is from RefSeq and is a predicted model, not a curated record. The transcript has a single exon. Bases 1 to 1377 code for a protein of 458 amino acids. NCBI's taxonomy places the organism in Eukaryota, Metazoa, Mollusca, Bivalvia, Venerida, Veneridae.
AUGAAUCAAUAUCUAUUUAGGUCAUGUGAUUCAGUAGCAAGUAUAACAGAUGUCAUUAAGAAGAGCGGAGCGAGCAAAGAAACAAGUUCACUUAUCCAAGAACUUAAAACACUGAUUAAUAUCUGCUUAGAAAUCAAAACGACCAAAGAAACAGAUCUUUCAGAAAUAGAUUUAGCAAAGAAAACGGCCCUUGAUGAAAUGAAAAAGCACAGAAAGGAGCUAGAUACUCUACUUGAUGAACUUGAAAAUGCUUCAAAACAGAAAAUUGAAAAUGAACACAAAAAGCUUUGGGAUGAAUCUGAAGAAGAAAAGCAGAAAAUAACAGAAUACGAAAGCAGACUGCAGAAACGUGUUUCCACUCUGCAAGCGUCGGGAAGUAACGAAGCACAACGAUUUGUCUCUGAGAAACUUGGACACAAAGAUCUCGUAGACAUAUCUAAAGAUGCAUACACGUUUACAAGAGGAAACAAAACAUCAUUUGAAUUUCAUGGUGAUCCAAAUCUUGUUGAAGUCUUUUCAGAGAUAGAGUCACUAGGAGAGGUCGAAAGACAUGUUAAAUGCCGAACUGUCCCUGUAAAAUCACUUUAUCAAAUAGAAAGGACGCGUGAACAAAAUGUAAAUAUUCCGAGUGACAAACGUGCAUGUAAUAUUUCGUCCUGUUGUUUUGAUGAUAAUGGAAACUUGCUUCUGACUGAUUACAAUAACAAAUCCCUAAAACGAGUAAACUUACAAACAGCUUCGGUCACUGACCAAUGUAGUAUGCCAGACAGUCCAAUAGCAGUAUGUUGUGUUAACAAGGAAGAAGCUGCUGUAAGCCUUGUCAAAAGAAGUAUCCAGUUUGUCUCCCUUCGUGAUCAGAUGAAGAUUACACGACAAGUAAAACUUUACCAUCCAUGCUGGGGCAUUUCCUGUAAUGAAGGAAGUAUGUAUAUCACUGAUGAAAGCAAAACACUGUAUAUUUAUAACGUAUCUGGAAAACUUUUCAGAGUUGUUAAUCAUGAUAAUAAAGGGAAUGAUAUAUUUAGUAACAAUAGGCAUGUUACUUUCGAUAGGUACAGUGGUAAAGUGUACGUUUGUGACUUUAGAAAAGGACUAGUUUCAUUCGAUAAGGAAGGUACAUAUAUCUCAAGCUUCACUGACAAAAUACUUAGUUUACCACAAGGGGCAUGUUCUGAUGGAGGAGGAAAUAUGUUUGUUUGCGGAUGGGGUUCAAGCAACGUGAUUCAGAUUGGAACAGACGAUAAGAUGCUUGGCGAGGUUGUAGGAAAGUCGCAAGGGUUGGGUCGUAUUUGCUCAGUAUGCUUUGAUGGACGUCAAAAGCGACUAGUCGUUACCAUCAGCAACAGCGACAAGAUUUACAUAUUUAAUCUAAAGUAA